Messenger RNA from Strongylocentrotus purpuratus (purple sea urchin), 1785 nucleotides. RefSeq names its product enoyl-[acyl-carrier-protein] reductase, mitochondrial. Gene Ontology annotation, cellular component: mitochondrion. The transcript is spliced from 8 exons. Lineage: Eukaryota; Metazoa; Echinodermata; Echinoidea; Camarodonta; Strongylocentrotidae. Gene Ontology annotation, biological process: fatty acid metabolic process. The record is from RefSeq and is a predicted model, not a curated record. The coding region runs from base 38 to 1162 and encodes 374 amino acids. Gene Ontology annotation, molecular function: trans-2-enoyl-CoA reductase (NADPH) activity.
AAGAGGGUGUUCUUACUUCCGUAAACACGAAUCUAAGAUGGCAGCGCCCAUGAGCAUCAUGAAUACUGUCAAAUGGAUUUCAAAAUCACUGAAAAUAUCCAGAUUACAAGUAUCAUGUGGAUCUCUCUUACCGGUUAGAUACUCAUCAGCAGUUGGAUCAAGCAAAUCACUGGUAUACGAAAAAUAUGGAGAUCCAGUAAAGGUGGUAAAGUUAGAGCAGAGGCCUCUUCCAGAGGUUGAUGAUGAUUCUGUUCUUGUGAAGAUGAUUGCAUCCCCGGUCAACCCAUCAGAUAUCAACUCAAUACAAGGUAUCUACCCAAUCAAGCCAGCCUUCCCAGCUGUGGCAGGAUUUGAAGGAGUAGGAGAGAUUCAAGAAGUUGGUAGCAAUGUCAAGGAUUUGACACCAGGAGAGAGGGUUAUCUUCCAAGGAAGUGUGACAGGUACUUGGUGUUCACAUCUUGUUUGCCCUGCCAAUCAAGUGAUGGUAGUUCCUGAAGGCACACCCCCUCUCAUCGCAGCAACUGUUAAAGUCAACGCAUGUACAGCUUACAGAAUGCUUGCUGAUUUUGAGAAUUUAGUAGAAGGUGACACGGUCGUGCAGAAUGCAGCUAAUAGCGGGGCUGGACAGGCUCUCAUACAGAUUGCAGCAGCUAGAGGCUUAAAGACGAUCAACAUCGUGAGAGAUAGACCUGACCUGCAGGAGCUCACAGACUACCUUCACGGCCUGGGAGCAACCGUCGUAACAACAGAGGGCGACCUUCGAAAAGGAGCGUCGUCCUUGCUGAAGGACUUGCCAAAACCUAAACUUGCAGUGAAUGCCGUCGGUGGAAAGAGCAUCAUAGCUCUUGUCAAACAAAUCCAGCAUGGCGGUACCAUAGUUACGUAUGGAGGGAUGUCCAAGCAGCCUGUUAUGGUCCCAACAGGGUCUCUCAUCUUUGAUGACCUCAAGUUCAAAGGUUAUUGGAUGAGCAGGUGGCAUCAAGAGAAUGCUGGAAGCGAGGAAGCGAGACAGAUGUUUGAUCAACUCUGCAGAUGGGGUGGAACGGGACAACUGAGGGCGCCCCAGCACAGACUGGUUGACAUUGAUAAUUAUGGCAGUGCCCUUGAAAAGGCUCUGGGUGAAUAUUCCACGGAGAAACAAAUUCUAACAUUUGGAUCAUGAGUGACCCUUGCUUGACCCCUGAUAUGAUGUGACCUUUGAACUUUUGUAAUGGAGUAGCUUGUUCUGUUCGGUUUGACAGACAUCUUUGAUGAAGGAUUGUAAGUGGGUCACGUUUCAUGGGGGAAUGCGAUUGAACCUAAAUAGAUAUUUUACCAGUAAGGAUCAAGGAAUUUAGAUUUUUGUUGAUUUCAGCUUGGAAUAUUAUGCUUUAUUUAUUCAGUGGUUCAGCUACAGCAGUCGUCAGAAGUAUAAGAAUGAAAUAGAUGGAAUUAUAUAUUAAUGGAAAACUUAUAAGCUAUAGAUUAUAAUGAUAUCAAUUAUAUGCUAUUUUUAGUAUCUGUCAGAGGAGUAAUGGCUCUCUGAAACUCACAAUCUAAAGCUUCUAAAAUCAGAAGUUGUCAACCUAAAAAUCGACUUGAUGGCAUCAUCUUAUGUGGGGUAUGCAUUAUGACUAUGCAUUAAUUAAGCAUGGCAUAUCGCCUCAGCUAUAUAGGCGAGCCAAUUGGGUCCACGCGUUAUGUCGUCACUGUAACUGCGGCAAACGGACCCCUGUUGAACCGCAAUAUUGAGGGGUGAGGAAAACAAGGUUUAAAUUUGCUUUUGUGCAAAACCGAAAGGGAAAA